CGAAGAUAUCGCAAAGGUGUGUGAAGCGUCAGAGCAUGAAUCUAACAUCUAUCAGUUCCCUUUCUUUCUGGAAUUGCUGGAUGUCGGGAUACACAAGCAGGAUACUCAGUACAGGAGGAUGGGCGCGUGGUGUCGCACGCAUCCCUCUCAUCCGCAUCCACCUGCCCAUCUUGUGAGCGACAUCGUUUCUCCCUUCUUCCUCCAACCUAUCCACUCCCUCCCUUUCCCAUACCAGCGUCGCACACACUCCCCCCCUUCCAAGGUUCUCUCCCCCCAACAUCCCGUAGACUACCCAUUCCUUUCCGUCUGAUACUCCGUCAUCCUCCCUCUCUCCCUUCUCUCCCCAAAUAAUACUCCUCCUUCCACACUCCCCAACUACAACUACGCCGCACACCCGCAUCCGCAUCCGCAUCCGCAUCCGCGCAUCACAUCUCCUUUUAUUGGAACCCGACAACCACAAACCAUCUUUAGCUACGGGCUCCCCAGGGCAACGGGAGCGGGUAGCCGUUUACCCGCACGCCCGGAGCGCAUACCCAACC
Westerdykella ornata is the source of this 539-nucleotide messenger RNA. RefSeq lists its product as uncharacterized. The coding region runs from base 119 to 310 and encodes 63 amino acids. The record is from RefSeq and is a predicted model, not a curated record. The transcript has a single exon. Lineage: Eukaryota; Fungi; Ascomycota; Dothideomycetes; Pleosporales; Sporormiaceae.